Molecule: messenger RNA, 2578 nt
Organism: Cydia pomonella (codling moth)
Lineage: Eukaryota; Metazoa; Arthropoda; Insecta; Lepidoptera; Tortricidae
Gene: Cyp339a1
Product: probable cytochrome P450 301a1, mitochondrial
Exons: 10
Coding region: 120-1940 (606 amino acids)
Molecular function (GO): monooxygenase activity; iron ion binding; heme binding
Source: RefSeq, a predicted model, not a curated record
UAAUAUUGCCAUUAUUCAAAAUCAAAAAACUACUACAAAUUUAAGACGUUCUCGUGUAUAUCAAAUUUAAGUAGAGUGACGACGAACCAUAGACAGAUUAAGAUGGCGCCAAGAUUCAAAUGAUUAUUCACCUUCUUUUGUUUGUAUUCCAAUGUCAACUUGGGUCGUGUUUCAGUCGGGAAACAAAGAUAAAUAUUUCUGUUUCAAAACUAAAAUUUACUAAAAUGUUGCUAAAUAAAUUGAGCUGUGUUCAAACGAAUAUAAUCUUCAACCUAUGCCAGAAGAAAAUAUGUUCGACGUUUGUCCGGAUGCAAUCAGUGAAGGCUCAAGAAAUGCCGAAUAAAUUAGAUAAUCCUGAAAUUCAAAUAGAUUCAGCUAAUGAGAUGGUUACGGAUAUAUAUCCAGCUCCACGCGUUGUUCCUAUGGUUUUAUCAAGAACGAAUACUGAAGUUUUGUCCUUCGAUCACGUACCGGGGCCUAAAGCUUUAAAAUAUUUUUCCAACCUGCGUCAAUAUUCUUUUCAGAUUGGAACGCAGUUGACUGCGGGAUUUCUGACUUUAGCAUUUAACAUAAGUAACUAUAUAAACUUGAAAAACCCUUUCACAAACAUGUCCGCACUUUUCGACGAGUACGGACCCGUGGUGCGUUUCGUAAGCCCAGUGGGGGCUGACAUCGUGUUCGUGAACCACCCUGAACACAUACAGAAGGUUUUCUCUAUGGAAGGCGAAUACCCCGUGAGGUCGGCGCUUGACUCGCUGGACAAGUACCGCGUCGAGAAGAACAGUAUUUUGGGACUUUAUUCUAUAAAAGGUGAAGACUGGGCCCACAGAAGGUCCCAAGUAUGCGCGCCUCUGCAUACGACAGUAUCUCAAAACAUGCAGAGCCUCAAGGAUGUAUGUGACGUCCUCUCGCGGAAGAUUUACACGCAGAGGAACCAUCAGGAUGAAUUGAAGACGGAUCUGUAUAAGGAACUGCAUAAAUGGACGUAUGAUUGUAUGGGGUUGAUAUUAUUUGCGCAAAAGUUCAACAUGUUGGAGACGGAAAUAAUAUACAACCAGAAUGACGUAUCAUGGCUGUACAACAGUUUGGAAAAGGCCACCGACGCCAUAAUCAAGUGCGAGUCGGGAUUCCACAUGUGGAAACUGUUUAGUACCCCUGCCUGGUAUUCGCUAAGGAAGCAUUGUGAUAUUAUAGAUAGUUUGAUUGGUAAGCACGUGCUGCAAGCAAGAGAAGCGUGCAGCGGCGACGACUCCUUCAAGAAAGUACGCCACAUUCUAGGUAUGGAGUCGGUGGCCACGGCGAUGAUUGUGGAGCAGCCUUUGAACGUGGAAGAUGUAGCCACUGUGUUGAUGGAUAUGUUGCUGAUUGGAGUCAAUACGAUUUCAUCAUCAACAUCUUUCCUAUUAUACUACUUGGCGAAACACCAACGGGCACAAAACAUCCUCAUGCAAGAAGUUGAUGCCCUAGUGACCAGCUCCAUGACGAGUGUGCAGACGCUCAAAGAUAACACGCCAUACCUCCAAGCCUGCAUUAAAGAGACAUUGAGAAUGGUGCCUCCCAUGCCAAUAGUUUCCAGGAUACUGCCAAAGAACAUAAUAUUGGAUAAAUACAAUAUCCCGAAAGGUACUCUAAUAAUUAUGGCGAACCAAGAUACCUGCCGAAAAGAGAGUAACUUUGAUGACGCUGACAGAUUUUAUCCAGAGAGGUGGCUCAAGGAAGAGUCUCGCGAUUAUCAUGCUUUUGCCUCCAUCCCCUUUGGUUAUGGGGCCCGAAAGUGCCUAGGACAGAGUAUGGCUGAAGCCAUGAUGUCUUUGCUUACAGUCCAGAUAUUGAAAAAGUUCAAACUGGAAUAUCACUACGGAGAUAUCAAGCCGACAAAGCAAUUCAUUUCCAAACCUAACAAACCACUGAAGAUCAGGUUUGUAGAUAGAAAUAAUUAGUAACAUGCUAUAAUACUAUUUUGUAUGUGAAUUUACAUGUUUAGUUUUCUUAUUUUACCAUUUUGUGAACCUACUUUUGUUUGGCUAUUCAAUAAUUUAAUAUCCAUAUUUGUUAAAAGAGUUAAAAGCCAAUUUAAAUUUAUUUUUGUUUGAUUAAAAAAAUAGUAAAAUAACAAUUCAACACAGGUCUUAGUGGAAUUAACUCAAUAUUAAGUUAACUGUUAUGCCCAAUUCGUCAUGCCAAUCACUAUCUGAUAACUGGUAGGUAUCCAAUCCAACAAGAUGUGUUUAAAAAAAUUGAAUAUGGAAAAAGUGGGAACUUGUCUAAAAAUGUAGAAAAACACAUUUUGCUAUUGCUAACAGCAAAUAAAUUACCUCAGUUAUCAUAAAUUAAAAUCACAAGUAUCUAACUUUAUCAAAUAAUCACUACUUCAACAAGUUUAGCAUGGUAGAAAAUGGCUUGAAUUUUAAAUGUAGGUCCUUGAUUAGAACUAUGGAAGCUCUAAGCAUAAUCUAUUAUUGUAUAAUGAAAAUGAUGUAAGACAAUGUGAAUUUUUUUCAAAUUAAUUUAUUUUACAGUCUUAGCACUUAGACUAAAUUUGUUAAUAUUGUGUAAUAAAAUGUUAUUUGAAAUAAAA